AAGAGCUCCCCUGGUGGAAUAUUCCUCUGAUUAAGUAGAUUCUGAAAGUAAAAUUGUGAAAUGGAAUAAUUUAAAGACAUGGUUGGUUAAACUAUUAUACUGAUAUGAAUAUUCAUCAACAGAUUUAUGAUAGUGAAUAGAAUAUAGAAAUUUAUUACAGUGACCCCAGAUCAAGGUCAAGAAGAUAACAAUCUUUCAUUAAUCAUAUUAUAUAUCAAGACAAUCAGAGACUCUAGAGUAAACCUUCAUACACAAUGGAGGCUUUAAAAACCACAGCUUGUUCGGAAAUAGAUAAACAAUCUUCAGUGUUAAAUGAACUGAGCCAAGAUAUCUGGAACCACCCUGAGUUGUGUUUUGAGGAACACCAUGCCCAUGCUAAACUUACAGACUUCCUGGAGAAAUCAGGAUUCGAUGUGGAACGGAGUUAUAAAUUACCAACAGCCUUCAAAGCAACUUUUAAAAAAGGUUCUGGACCAAACGUAGCUGUUUUGUGUGAAUAUGACGCUCUGCCUGGUAUUGGUCAUGCAUGUGGACAUAAUUUAAUCGCUGAGUGUGGUAUAGCUACAUCCCUGGGGGUCAAGGCUGCCAUGAAAUCUUCUGAUAAAGAUUUUGGAACUUUGACUGUGAUAGGAACACCGGCUGAGGAAGGUGGAGGAGGUAAAAUAGAAUUAAUCAAUGCUGGUGUUUUUAAAGAUGUUGAUUUUUCUAUGAUGGCUCACCCAUCUAAAUUUACGUUAUCCAGACCUAUCUAUGUAACAAUGAACAUUGUGACGAUUAAGUACCAUGGUAAAACAUCUCAUGCUGCUGGGUUUCCCUGGGAAGGAGUUAAUGCCCUUGAUGCAGCUGUCCUGUGUUAUCAGAAUAUUUCCGUGCUACGACAACAGAUGAAGCCAACCUGGAGAGUACAUGGUGUAAUAACAAAAGGAGGAGAGAAACCCAAUAUAAUUCCAGAUUACACUGAACUCUUAUAUUAUAUUAGAGCACCAUCUAACACUGAGAUAACAGUUUUAAACAGUAAAAUAGACGCUUGUAUCCAGGCUGCUGCUACUGCCACUGGCUGUACGGUAAUCGAAACGAAAUAUUCAGACAAACCUUAUUCUUCACUCCUUUCUAAUAACACGUUGGCAUCACUGUUUGAAUCUAACGCUACCCAAGUCGGAGUGAAGUUUGAUACAGACCCUGCUAUAGUCAAUAAACACGGUGGAUCAACCGAUAUGGGGAACGUCUCACACACAGUGCCUAGUCUUCAUCCUAAAUUUGAUAUCGGUACCACUGCUGUUAAUCAUACCCACGAAUUUACAACAGCUUCUGGUUCGUUGACAGCCCAAGGUUAUACUCUAUCUGUAGCUAAAGGUUUAGCUAUGACAAGUUUAGAUGUUUUACUGAGUCCAGUAUUAUUACAACAGAUGAAAGAUGAUUUUAAAAACAACGUCUGCAAAUAG
Lottia gigantea (owl limpet) is the source of this 1442-nucleotide messenger RNA. RefSeq lists its product as hypothetical. Lineage: Eukaryota; Metazoa; Mollusca; Gastropoda; Lottiidae. Gene Ontology annotation, molecular function: dipeptidase activity. The transcript is spliced from 7 exons. The coding region runs from base 255 to 1442 and encodes 395 amino acids. The record is from RefSeq and is a predicted model, not a curated record.